Messenger RNA from Linepithema humile (Argentine ant), 2766 nucleotides. Its product is annotated as golgin subfamily A member 1. Gene Ontology annotation, cellular component: Golgi apparatus. The record is from RefSeq and is a predicted model, not a curated record. NCBI's taxonomy places the organism in Eukaryota, Metazoa, Arthropoda, Insecta, Hymenoptera, Formicidae.
AUGUUCGCCACCUUGAAGAACAAGAUACGCGAGGAGAUUGGCAGUGACGUGUCUACCGUCGUCAAAAAUGCCGGGAAUAUACGCGCCAUCAAUUCUAGACAUGUGUCUCAGACAGGUUCUACAAGUAGUAUUAGUGGUUCUCAGGUAUCAUUAGAUGGAUUCAGAGAAGAUACAGCAUCUCCUUUACCACAACUUUCACCAAAGAGAGAGAAUAGUUUUGAACUUAAACUGAAUGACGGAAUGCAAUUAUCAGCAAAAGACAUAAAAAGAUUUGAAAGUAGAGAAGAUGAAUGGAGAAAACGUCUGGCAAAGAAAGAGGCAGAAAUGUUAAAGCAGAUGGAGAAAAAAGAGGAAGAAUGGAAAAUCAAGCUUUUUGAGAAGGAAAAAGAAUGGAAAAAAGUUGUAGAAAAACAAGAAAAAGAAAAACGAAAAUUAGAAGAAGAGAUGAAGAAAAUAGAAAUUACAAAACAAUCUUUAGAACAUGCUCUUCAAGAUGCGGAAGAGUAUAAAAAAAAGCUAUACAGCUUUCAAGAAGAUGCAGAACAACUGGAAGGUUUUCAAACACAAGAAAUGGCAAAAGUUAAACAUCUCUUAUUAGCAAAAGAACAGGAAGUAGAAGAAAAAUCACAUCACUUAAAAGCUGCCACAGCAGAAAUAGAAACUCUGAAGACAGAAGUUUCUCGUCUUAGACGAUAUGAAGAUGAGUUAAACAAUGUACAAGAUGAAAUGGAGACGAUGCGCCAUUCCACGCAACGAGAAAGAGCGCAGCUUUCUUGCCAGCUGGCGCAGACGGAAGAAGAGGUACGUCACUUGAAAGACAAGAUGUUUAUGCUGGAACAGCGAAUCGCUUUGGAGACGAAUGAUCAAGUAACAGUCGAUGAGAGAAUAGCCGAUCUGAUGCGUGAGAGGACAUUGCUGGAGAGAAAACUGGAAGAGGCACAUCUCCAUCUUUCCGACAUAAAGACCAGUUGGUCAGGCAAGAUUUCCAGCCUUGAGACACAAGUUGGCAGGCUUAGCAGACAAGCCGGCGAAGAAGGGCUGGAACGUAGACGAGUCGAAGAAGAGAAGGGCAAACUCAAACAGAAAAUCAAGCAGCUGGAAGCUGAGAUAGAGAUGAACAAUGUUGUAAUAGCAACAAAAGACGCCAAGCUUUUACGCAUGACAGAAGACAUCGACGAGAUGGCCACGGAACUGAAAGAGCUCCGGGCUAGCGUCGAUGACGAGGUGGAAGAAUUUAAACGGCAAAUCGAGUCCUCUUCGAAACAAAUUACACAGCUGAAGUCGAAUCUUAAAAAUGUGACAAACAAGCUUACCGCAGCCACCAAUGAAAUAACGAAUCUUCGAGUGUCCUUGGAGAAAGAACAGUCAAGUAAUUCCUCUUUGCGCGCGGAACUAACACAUUUGCGAGAGAUAACCGAAUCCGAACGUGUAACAACAGCGGAGCUGCGAGUAUUCUUGGAGAAAGAGAAGGGUGAAAAGGAUGCCGCCCUGCUGAGGAAUGCCCAGGUGUCGCAAAACAUAGAAAUCGUAAAGCAAGAGAAUCGGCAGCAAGGGAUUGAAAAUAUUGAGCUGCAGAGUAGACUCGAGAAUCUGGAGGAUGAUUUAAUUAGUAAGACGAAAGAAGUAGAGCAAGCAACGAUCACAUUGAAAGAGUUUGAACAAAAAGUCGCGAAAUUGGAAGAAGCAGAUCGUAACAGAGAAAAGUUGGAAGGGAACGAGAGAAUACUUAAAAGCAGUUUGCUGGAUCUGCAAGAGCAAUUAAUUGAGAAGAAUAAGACAAUCAAAAUUCUGCAACAACGAUUAACUGACAUGAAAAAAACGCUUCAACGCGAACUGAAAAUCCCUUCUUCAUCGUUGGAUAGCGACGUUGAAGCUUCUGCCGCUAUUCUUAAUCCGAGUUCAACUAAAACUGUCACUGCCAGACAUAAUAAUUCCAGGGAGGAUGAUGUUAAUUUUAAAUAUCUCAAGCAUGUUCUCAUCAAGUUUCUCACCAGCAGAGAAUAUGAGGCUCUCCAUUUAACAAGGGCGGUGGCGACAUUGUUACACUUUUCGCCAGAGGAAGAACGUCUACUUCAAGAAACUCUAGAAUGGAAGAUGUCAUGGUUUGGUACUAGGCCUAACUUAGGAUUCGGACAAACUGCCAAGGCGAUUCCACCUAGUUGAUAAUUAGAAAAUGUUUCGUACUUCAAAGAAUUCAUGAGAGUAAAUGAAAAUUCUUGAUAAAGUUUAGUUGGUUUGUACACAAGGACGACUGAUUCAAGGGGCAUGAAAUAAUUAGCGAAAAUAUAUAAAAUUAUAAAUCUCUCGUGAUUUUACAAAUUUUAAUGCGCGUAUCUAACAUUUGCGUAAACAUAAAUCAAUUACCACAUGCUCAAAAAAUACACAUGGAACGUUAUUAGGAUAAAGGAUGAUUGUAGAUAUUGUGAGAACUGAUUCAUGUCGAAGAUUUAUCAUUAUGUGCUGUGAUGCUUAGUGCAAUUUGGGACGCUUAAAAGAAUUCCAGCAUGAUGUGUAUAGUAGUAUUCAACAUUUGUGCACGCUUGUGCCGUGAUACAUAUGCAAUUUUUAUAUACAAUUGUCAUAAUUUAUAAUUUGUUUUUGUCAGGUAAAAAAAUAUACGCGCGAUAUUCGCCACAGUAACGUUAGCUUGAUCAUUGUUUGCUGUUUGUUUAUUUUUACACACAAGUGUCACGGAGGAAGAAUACUUUCGUGCAACAAAUCAACAGCCAUAUCUUUGUAUUAAUAAAGCAUUCCCGAUUACAUAAA